AUGAAUUCUAAUACUAAAACAACGGCGACAACAAUCGCUUCUGAUGAUAUUUAUGGAGAGAAAUGGGAUCGUUGUUUAACAGAUACACUCGUUAAAACAGCAUCUGGUCUUGCAUUAGGCAUCGUGUUUUCUGCUGUUUUAUUUAAACGUCGACCAUGGCCUGUAUUAUUAGGAACUGGAAUCGGAAUCGGAAUGGGUUACAGUAACUGUCAAAAUGAUUUUCGUUAUCCAUAUUUACAGGGUAGAACACCACGUGAAAAGCAAACUAUACCAAUACCACCGGUAUGUUUAACAUCGAACAAUAGUUCAGUUUUAUCUCAAUAA
Molecule: messenger RNA, 324 nt
Organism: Didymodactylos carnosus
Lineage: Eukaryota; Metazoa; Rotifera; Eurotatoria; Philodinida; Philodinidae
Source: the annotation of a GenBank genome assembly